ACUUCCGUAAAUCUUUGGCGGGAGAUGCAAGUAUCCAGGAAGUGCUUGGCUUGUUUUGUAACCUUGAUUCAUAAACGAAGCUGUAUCAGAAGAGCCGAGAAAUAAAUAAGAACUCUUAUAAGAAUGGAUGACGAUGUAAUCAUGCAGACAACAGACUGGAAAAACACCAAGGAGGCGGUUGCGAACUUUCGACGACUUCUACUUUGCUCCAAAUGCUCGAAUUUAAUGAAGGACCCUGUAUGUCUAGGAAUGUGUGAGCAUAUGCUGUGCAGGUCCUGUGCAGGACCCCAAGCAGGCGAUGGUUGUGUUGUGUGUCAUAGUCCUGCAUGGGUGAAGGACAUCCAAAUCAACAGGCAGCUCAGCAGUAUCAUACAGCUCUUCUCUGGUUUGGAGUCCCUGCUCAAUCCCAUAGAACAACAAGACUCUACUCCAGCUGAGAUUCAAGCACAAUCUGAGAGCAAUGCUGCCCUCAAACACAAGAAGAACUUCAAGAUUUGGUUCAGCCCCCGAAGCCGCAAGGUGCGUUGCGUGGUGGAGAAGCCUACAGAGGUCACCAUACCGCAGAGCAAGUCUUGUGGAGAAACAGCUGUAACACAGCCUGCCACCAUUACUGCUCAGCAUCGGGACCUGUCAGUUUUCAAUUUCUCCUCGUCCUCCCAAGACUCUGCCUCUUCUUGCUCUCAAACAUGCACAAAUGAAAAUAGGAAUAUCAAGAAGAGAUCCACUAGGAAAAAUGCCCCUACCAGGAAGGUGCAAGGAGGCACAAGGGCCACACGUAAACAAACCAAGGAGACGAUAAAGAAGAACAGGCUGGAGGCCAUAAACCAGCAGUGGGGGAUCACACAGGAGGUAGAUGCCUUACAGGAAAAGGAGCAGCCCUGUGCUGAAGGGGCAAGGAGGUCCAGUAAGAGGGUUUCAUUCUUAAGCCCUGCUGUCACAUCUGACAAGCCUCAGCCUGAAGGGCCACAGGGGAGUACUAAUGAACUCAGCCCUGGCAGGAGCACCAUUGGGGAAAGUCUCUCAGGAGGCAGCACUGUACUGAGCGACAGAGCCCAGCCUGGUCAGAGCACAUCAGACAGUGUCUUGCACCAUGACAAACAGUCUACAGUUGAACUCAACCCAUCUGACAGUCCUGAAAAACAGGACAAUGUAUCAUCCCUUAAACUUUCCUCAAAAAGAUCCAAAGUGGAGGAGAAGGUCUCUACUUUGGAGUUGACCCCAAAAAGGCCCAGAGCUUCCCCAGGCAGGAGGAGAAAAUCGCAGAUGUCCCCAACUGUCCUUAACCCUCCAUCCCUGACGAGCCCCAGGUGUGAUACGAGUAUCAUAAGGACACAGACAGACAGCCCCUCUGCCCGAGCCGGUGUUGGGAGAAAAUCCCCCUGUACUCCCAGUGCAUCCGUUGGACGGCCCACCUCUGGCAGCCCUGCAGUAAUGAAGAGGAAUCACAAGGGAGAGUCACUGCUCCAUAUAGCUGCGAUAAAGGGAGACGUAGAGGCUGUCAAGGAACUCCUGGACCAGGAGGCUGACCCCAACCUGAAGGACAAUGCUGGGUGGACACCUCUGCAUGAAGCCUGUAACCUUGGUCACCUGGCUGUUGUGGAGGUGUUGGUCUCAAGGGGAGCUCUGUUGAAUACGCCUGGCUAUGAAAAUGACUCUCCACUCCAUGAUGCUGUGAGAAACGGUCAUCCAGCCAUUGUCAAACUGCUGCUGCGGCUCGGAGCCUCGCAGAACGUACUUAAUCUGCAUGGAAAGCGGCCCGCAGAUUACGCAGUCAGUCUGGAGAUGCUGGAGAUUUUCCAGGAAGCCUCAGAAGGAACCCAGUAUGCUAAUACACCUCUUAGCCCCUCAGCCAGUCUCUCUGCGGUGCGCAACCAUGUGAGGAAGGAUGAAAUGCUGGUGUUUCUUGCUAGCAAGCUGUCACAGCCAGAGCAGCAUCAGCUGGCCAAACUUGGAGAACUACUGGGAGGGAGGAUGGCAGACACCUUUUCUGGCUCAGUGAGCCACGUUGUGCUGCCAGAAGGACCCAUGCCCACCACCUACUCCACUCUCCUGGGUCUUCUUGCUGGCUGCUGGGUUGUCAAAUACAGCUGGGUGCAGGCAUGUCUGCAGGCAGGCAAGUGGAUGCCCGAAAUCGAGCAUGAAGCAGGAGAAGGCCCCCAGCGCAGUCGCAUCAACAGAUGUAGCUUGCUCCCACCAUUGUUCGAUGGCUGUUUCUUCUUCCUCCUCGGAUCUUUCAAAUCGCCUUCCAAAGAUGAGCUCACCAAGCUGCUCCGGGAGGGAGGAGGUCAACUCCUGAGCCGGCAGCCCAAGCCAGAUAGCGAUGUGACUCAGACCCUGACUGCGGCUGCCUACCACGCCCUGCCAGGCUCUGACCAGGCCACCUGCACCCAGUACAUCAUCUUUGACCCCCAAGGCCCCCAUAGGCCGGCAGUAUUGAGACGAGGAAAGGUGUGGUCAGCUCCCUCCGCCUGGAUCAUUGACUGCAUCAAAGCCUUCUGCCUCCUCCCUGUGCCGAACCCUCAAUUGCUGGUAUAAACAAAUUUUUAGACACUCUGUAAUAAUUUUGCAGUGAAAUAUCAUAUAUUUUCUUUGAGCACGAUCAUAAUGUAAUUUUAGUUUGUUUAAUUUUUUUUUUCUUACAAACCACGUAACACAAAAAUGAUACAAUAAUGUCACUAUUCACAUCUGAAAUUAAAGUUGUUAUCUACACGA
Messenger RNA from Scatophagus argus, 2712 nucleotides. It is a transcript of the gene bard1, whose product is annotated as BRCA1 associated RING domain 1. Lineage: Eukaryota; Metazoa; Chordata; Actinopteri; Scatophagidae. The coding region runs from base 124 to 2535 and encodes 803 amino acids. The transcript is spliced from 11 exons. Gene Ontology annotation, molecular function: protein binding. The record is from RefSeq and is a predicted model, not a curated record.